This is a messenger RNA of Penaeus vannamei (Pacific white shrimp), 5738 nucleotides long. NCBI's taxonomy places the organism in Eukaryota, Metazoa, Arthropoda, Malacostraca, Decapoda, Penaeidae. The record is from RefSeq and is a predicted model, not a curated record.
AUGGUCACGUGUAGCAGAGAUGCUCACAAGGCCGCUCUCAUCCCCGUGGUCGGCUGCAAGCUUAGGUGUUUCUCGGAUGCUGCCUCUUGCCCGCUGUUGCCUCUGCCUUGCUUUCGGAGUCCUCGCAGAGGUAGAGUUCCAGGUAGUGCUGCGGAGGUUGAGGAUGGAGCAAACGUCGACGUCGGAGAUGUUGGCAUGGGGCCAGGAGGGUACUUAGUGACCAGGCUAUUGUGUCCAGGAUCAUGGUACGGUGUCAGGCUACGCGGACUUCGGUUGCAGCUUCGUGUUUCGGUGGUGCUUCCUCAGGAGAGAACGUUAGUCCUUGACCAACCGGUGAAGAUUGGACGAUCGGUGGCCCGCAACCGGCCAGCAACCAACAAUGCCAUCUUCGACUGCAAGGUGCUCUCCAGGAACCAUGCCGUGCUCUGGUAUGAGAAUGGGAAGUUCUACCUGCAAGACACAAAGAGCAGCAAUGGCACAUUUGUCAACAACCAGAGGCUUAGCAAAGGUUCUGAGGAGUCUGCCCCAAGAGAAGUCUGCUCGGGGGAUAUUGUACAGUUCGGUGUUGACGUCAUGGAGAACUCUAGGAAGGUGACACAUGGAUGUAUAGUUGCAACCCUGAAACUAUAUAUGCCAGAUGGUCAGGAGGCUAAGGCCAGCCCUUCAACUGCAGUAGGUGGAGCAGUCACCAGUGUCUCAGCACAGGAACUGUACCAGUUACGAACGUAUCUCCAAGAAGCAACUCACCGUGAACAACAGAUUGAGACGAAAUUGGCUACUUUGCAACGAUUGGUGUCUUCUACUCAGGAAGCUGCUACACAGAGCUGGAAUGCCAUGAUUGACGAAGAUCGGUUACUGCAACGACUAGAAACCUUAGAAGCUCAACUUACCACAUACUCCAAGAAUUACCCUGAAGAUAGUGUUAGGGAAGAAAUGCGACGAUUACUGGACGAGAAGGACCAGUAUGAGACAACUGCCAAAGAAUCAUUACGACGGGUUUUGCAGGAGAAGUUGGACGCAGUCACCAAGUUGGCAGAUUUAGAAAGGACACUAAGUACAUCUGAGGACGAAUUGAGUCACAUGAAAGACCUAUGUGAGACAACACAGAAGGAGCUUCAGGAGCUGUUGGAGAAGCAGACGACCCAAAACGAGCAGAUUGCCCAGCUUACUGAAAAACUAAAGGCAGCUGAAGAUCAGUUGAAGGAUGUGGAGGAGAAUUUUGAACAAGAGAAGAAGGAACUGGAAAAUAAGUUGCUAGAAAAGAAUAAUGAUGAAAACAAAUUAUUAGCUAGAAUAGAAAGUUUAACAGCAGAAAGUGACUUUACGAAAGAGCAAUUAAGUGCCAUGAAAGCUAAAUAUGAAAAUAUUAAGAAUGGUGAGAUAAGUGGACUUAUUAAGCCUGUAAAGGAUUCCUCAGGUCUAGACAAUAUAAGCUUCGAGUCUGCUGAUGUGAAGCAAGCUCUUGAGACUUCCCAGAGGGAGAUCUUCACCCUCAAGGACCGACUCCAAAUUGCUCAGGAUGAACUCAGGCAAACGGAAGCGAACGUAUCGCAGCUCAAACAUGAGGCAGAGCUGGCGGACAGUGCAGAGGUUGGAUGCUUGAGCACGCGUGCUCGCCUCCAGGAGGAGCUCUCGGAAAACAAGGCAAAAAGCGCAGCAAGCACAGCCCUGACUGAACACCUGCAGUCUCAGAUCGUUGCCCUGGAAGAUCGUUUGCGGAUGUAUGAGGGAGAGUCACACAAAGUCAAGAUCUAUGAUGAUAUCUAUGAGGAUACGUUAGUGAGGAAAAAGAAGAAUAAAAACAAAUUGAACGAGGAUGAUGGAGAGGACACCAAAGACAAGGAGUCCAACGACAUUGGUGAGAUUACGCAGGAUGCCGACACGACCCUCACCAUCAUCCCCACUAAGGAAUCUUGCAAGGAAUCAAAUGUGAAUGGCACAGUUGAGGAGGAAGAAGAGAAAGAGGAGGAAAGCAAGGAAGGAAUCAUCCAAGAAUCACUACUGCGCUCAGACAUUCUCAGACUUCAAGCACUUCUUGAUGCAAGUCGAGUUACACAAGAAGCAAGUGAUAAAGAAGCAGCUCGUAUCAGAGAGGAAUUAGCCCAGGCCUCAACUGCGGCCAUAACUGCAUCCCAUGAGGCAUCCAACCUUCGACAACAGUUGGCAGCAAGUGAGGCUUUGAUGAGUGAGAAAGUGAAGAUGGUAGCAUCACUACAGAACCAAGUCAGUCGUAUGGAGGAUUCAGCUAAGGAGGUUCAGGCUCACCUCUCUACUCUCACAGCAAAGCUAAAAGAAGAACAGGAUAAAGUUCAGGCUGCCCAGGAAGAAGCACAUCUUCUUCGAAAAAAAUUAAACAAAGCUGAAGAGCUAGCCAGUCUUACCGUCCAGGAGGCAGAGUCGCUGAAGGUUCGGAUAAUUGGGCUGGAGGAGAGGAUGAGUCAGUCCACUCCAACAACCCCCCUCAUCAUCCCCCCUUCUCCACGAGCACCUGGCCUCCCCAGUGACGUAUCACGAGCCGAAACACUUACGGAAAGCGACGGCCAACAGGGCUCCACUGAGGAGCCGGCCGAGGCCACUGAGGUCAUGGAGAGGAGCGAUAUCCCUAAUGGCCAUCCCAGUCAGGCUACUCCUGUUGUUGGAACAGAAACAAAGGAACAGGAAAUUAACACAUUGAAGGACAUGGUUAAGAAACUGCAGGAGGAGCUGUCCCAGACACAACAACAGUGCACCACGUUGCAGGAGCGAGAGAGAGCCCUGCAACAGGCACUGGAGGGAGAGACUGGGAAGAGUGCAGAUGACUCCAGACCUAAUCGUGUGGAUGGAGUUGUUACACCUACCCUGAAUGAUGGACCACUAAUAGCUGAGAAACUGGAGAGCCUCCGAGAGGAGUUAGAGUCCCUGAAGGAGGAACGCGAUCAUUUGAGAGACAAGCUUGGGGGGGUGGAUGAGGAUUACCAACUCCUCGCUCUGCAAAAUAAAACGGCUGUGGCGCUAUCCAUGGUGCCGCUGUGCAUCUUGAUCUUGGGCUUCAUCACUGCGUUCUAUGACACCCUCUCUGCCUUGACCGGCACGACAGAGUUCAACCCGCCCUCUUAAAGACACUCUUGCAGUCUAUCGAGCACCGUUCUUUUGGUUUGUUAUGGACGCUAUGCCAGAACUGUUGAUAGAAGCUGUUAUGUUAUUGUCCCUGAUGAUGUAUCCCAUUGCCAUUAAAAAAUAAUGAUAAUAAAUACUUCACCCUCUCACUCAAUCAUGGUCACCAUCUAAACGAUUAGUAACUAACUGCCACAUGGGAUACUGACACCUCUAAUAAACCAGUGAAGAAAAUGCGUAUCCUUAAGGCACGACUGUUUGUGCAUCCUAAAGGCAAAGUUCUGCUGGAUCUGCUUCCUCAGGGAACUGAGAGUCAAGAGUUUGAUGUUUAAAAUCAUGUGCUAUUGAACAAUUGUACAGCUCAGAUGAUGUACAAUUCCCCGCCCCCUCCUUCCCCAUUAAGAAACUUUCCCCAAGUAAUCAGAGGUUUUCCUUACAUUUACUACUCCCCAAAACUAGCGAGAUUUCAAGAUGAAUGGAUAUAUGGAAAGAUUGUGGCCACUUUUACCAGUGACAGGAUGAAAAAUAAACUGCAACAGUAGUGUAUCAGGUAAACUUUGAUGGACUUUGCCACCAUCAAAUAAAGCACAAGCUAUAUAUUAUAGAACCUAUGGUUCUUUUUCCUCCUUGUAUCUUAAAUGUCUUUGUAUAUGCACACAAAAUUGUACUGUUGGUUGUAGACAUUGGCUUGUAAGUCUUAAAUUCUUCUGCCAACAUUUUAACUUUUAGAGAAUUGAUGAUCAAGUCUCUCCUUGAUUAGUGUUUCUUUCUUGUAUACCAGAUUAACCGAACGAGAAAAUAAGGUGUAUGUCAAGUUUCAACAACACCAUUAACAGUACUGUUGCUGAAGAAAGUACUUGUAUGUUUUCCAUGGAAAAGGUUAUAUUGUUUUUAACAGAUUGUUUGUAUUAUUUCAGCAAGGAAGCUUAGAAUUUCAUUUUUUCCUUACCAAAUUUUGAGUAGAAAGCAUUUGGCACUAAUUUGAAAUAGCAUUUCAUGGUAUGGAAUACUUUUACACUUAAUUUGGAGUGAAAGAGGUAAAUUUUAUGUUAUCUUUUUUUUAGGGGCACUGUCUCUAAGAAUUAAAUGGAAUACUAAACUGUAUGUUCUUUCAAAUAGGUAAACUUUGUUAUCUUUUUUUUAAUGGAAUACUAAACUCUAUGUUCUUUCCUUAUUUGACUAUUUUAUAAAGACAGUUUUAAAAAUUGUUUAGGAAUAUGUUUUGUUAAAAAAGUAAAUGUGAGGUGUAGCCAAUAUGUUGUUGUACCUGUUAUUUAUCUGUGAUAAGAAGUGGUUAUCAUUAUUGUACCAGUGUAUAAUUUUUUUCCUUAUCAUUUACAACUAAUCUUCGAAUCUUUAUUGCUUUUUAGCAUAUUGGUUACACCAUUGUUUUAUUAAUAAAUCUUUGGGAAACUAAAAUUUUAACUAAAGGAAAAGAGUAAUUAUAAACAGGGUAGUUAUUAUACUUCCAGAUUAUCAUGUUGAAACAAAGGUUGAAAGUGUUGAAACAAGCACAGACACUAGUUUGUGGUGUGCCCAAUGCUAUAAAGUGUGAAGAUAUCCUACUUGUGGCAAAUUUCUCCAACUAUGCGUGAAAAAAGAUGCCGAAAAAUUGUGAAGAAUGUCUUUUUUGUGAGUGCGUGCUUCGUCAGGCUCAAAAGAAAUAACAUUUGUGUCAUCGAGAAGGGAAGAAAGAAUGAAUUGUGUAUAUACCGCAGCUGCCAAAUUCCCUGACACAGGUCUGACCUUUUUACUAAGGCCCCCCCCUAGUCACCAGUCCGGUGUUUUUAUUCGCCGACCACCCCAGACCUCUGAUGAAAGUCAUGUACAGAAAAACUUGUCGGAAACCUCAUGUACAUAGGCUGACUACCCGUCAACUGAGACCGACUGUGUAUAAAGACCGAGUUGUAUACUGCCAUUAUUCACUAGUACAUGUAGGGAAUUUACUCUUAGAUAUUUAUGUUUGUUUGAUAUGAGAUCAUGUUAACUAUUGUAGUUCUUGUUUCGUUGAUUUUAAAAGGAUGUUAAUUACAUGUUAAGCCUAACACGCUUUAUACAUGAUUCCCCUUCCUGAGUUUUCUUCAUGCUUUGUACUUCAGUUCUUGAAGUAAAAGUUUCUAUGGUAACAAAAAAUGUUCUUGAAAUCUGUUAUACAAGUCACAAUUUUGUGUCCCACUUAGCACAUUUUUUGUAGGUGUCAUAUAUAUAUAAAUAUAUAAAUAUAUAUAUAUAAUAUUCAAUUUUAUAUGAAUCACAUGUACAAACAAAGCCAAGCACACAGAGGCUACCGCAAACUGGCCGAGUUCAUAUAGAAUUGGAAUAUGUUUAGGUAGAACACACUACAUCCAUUAUACUUUCCUAGUGAGGUUGUUUAUGUAAUUUUUUAGUAAAUGUCAUCAUACCCCCUAGUUUUGUGGAUGUUCUCAAAUUGUACUGACCAUUUUUUUGUCCUUUAGCUGCUAAAGGGAAAAAAGAGCAAGUCACAAACAUGUCUGGAUAUUCAGUUCUUUAUGAAUACUGUCAGUUAUUAGGUACUCUGGCCAGGCACCAAUGCUCAUGAAGUGCUGCGCUUAGGGUGUCAGUCAGUAAACAAAAAUGAAAAAAAUGACAUGUUCUCAAGCUUCCAAAUACAAAUAUUCAGCAUC